Molecule: messenger RNA, 3396 nt
Organism: Prorocentrum cordatum
Lineage: Eukaryota; Dinophyceae; Prorocentrales; Prorocentraceae
Source: the annotation of a GenBank genome assembly
AUGAAAGGGUUGAGGAGGGGGAAGCAGUGGAACCACAAGUACAACACUGAUCUAUGGUCCUUCUUUUGGCAGGCCCACGAGGACAGGACACACCAUGCCGCCUGCAAGAAGACGAAGGCCCAUGCCUCUCUCGCAGAUAGAAGGUCAGCUACGGUGCGGCCUGACUUCCAUGUUGCCAACCAGGCUGCAGACGCCGUUGAGCGCAGAGCAGCUGAUUUCCUUGGACUCUCGGAGGAAGAGGUUUUGCAGGUUCUGUCCAAGGAUGCGGAGAUGAAGUUGAUCAGAGCUAGGUUUGCGUGUAUACAGGACCUCACUUUGAAGUUUCGCCCCAGCUUGAAGCUCAAAAAGGCCCGCAAGAGUGUCAAGGUCCUGCCGGAUUUUAUUGCGCUCUCCGACCACCGACUCGUCAUGGCAGAGGUGCCCUGCCAGUUCACGGCCCCGUGGGCGGCGGGCUACGGGAGGGUCGCCUGGACGUCCGGACCCAGGUGGGACGAGGGCCUGAGGGAAAUUUCCGGCACCCUCAGUGCGCUGAGCGAGAGCGUGGAAGCAAUUACAUGCGCCCCUUGGCUUCAGCCACCGUGGUUCGGAGGCAGGGCCAGCAGAGUGCAAAGGCGCGCCGUGGUUAACGUUGCGGCUUGGGCUCGCGACGCCGCCUACACCAUGGUGGGACACGCAGCGGGUGCCACCAAGGUGAUAGGGGGCAAGCGUCGCCUCUCGCAGACCACUGCGCGUAGGUUGCUGAACCCAGCGUGUUUCACCUCGCAUCAAGAGUUUAAGCUUGAAGUUGCGCGCGCAGCGUGGGGGGAGCGUAGGAGAGCCGUCCACCGCUAUUUGCAUUUGCGCGAGGCCAACCCCGGGGCCGCGGAGAGGUUCCUGUCGAGCUUCUUCCAGGUGCGCACCCGUGUUGAGGUGAGGCUGUCGGACCCGUCCACGGGGGCUGCGCUUACGCCCAGUGCGAUGGUUGAGGCUGUCAGGCAGGAUCUGUUUGCACGCGAUCGCAAUGACUUUGAGCAGGAUCCGGGGGCCGAGGAGGCCAUGGCACGGCAGGUUUCUUUAAUCCGCAGCGCGGGUGCCCUCGAAGGCGCACCAGCCCGAGCUCCACCUUACACGGAUGACGAGGUGCAUGCUGUGUUGAGCGCUGUCAAGCCAGGCAAACGCACAAUUCAUGGGUGUUACGCCGCCUUGCGCGCAGAGUCACCAGCGGGGGUACGGCUGACCAAGGCCCUAGUGAACCUCGCUCGCGCCGCCGGCGUGACCGCGAAAAUCUGGUCACUCAGGCAGAUCACCCCAUUGCGUAAGUGCGGCCCAACCACAGUGCGCGCACUCUCCGCCCUGCGGCCAAUUUCCAUUGCAACGGAGAUGGCAUCGGUACAAGACGCUCUCUGGAUAGCCCGAAAUAGCGGUGCGCUGGAGGCGUAUUGUGGGCCUUGCCAGCAGGGGGGAGUCGGCGACGCCCUCACCCUAGUAAUCGGCCUCGUCGUGCACGCCCAGCUGCGGCAUGCGCAGGGCCUCCACACUUGGUGGGCUCUAGCAGAUGGCAAGUGGGCUUUCGACGUGGCGUCCCGCCACGCCAUGUUGGUGGGCGUGUACAACGCCGGAGUCCGCGGGCCUGAUUGGCUCAUUUUGGACGACGUGUUGGCGCAAGACCAUCAGUGCCUGUCUUUGCAUGGGCUGCUGAGCCCCGUUUUUAUGCUUUCGCGCGGUACAGCUCAGGGCAGGCGGUUUUCUGUGCACGCUUUUAACACCCAGCUCCGUGGGCUUGCGGAUGACAUCGCAAAAGUGCUCCCGGAGGGGUGCAGCACGAUUGUGCCUCCAUUUGCUAGGGCAGCGCUCCUUGACGCGGAGGAAGUCACGCCGCCGGCGCAAUGCGUUGAGCCGCCGCGGGGGGAGCUGCAGCUUGACGGGGUCGUGCAGGAAGUGUCGCUUUUGGCGGCGGCUGAGGAGUCGCCGUGGCCCCAGGCGAGGCGCUUCCUGCGCGGCGUCCUCAGCGCGCUGUCGUCGCAGGCUGAUCGGGUUGCCGUGAUAGAGCGUUUGGGGGCUUACCACGUGGAGUCACCGCAAUUCGUGGAUGACAUCACAACGCCCUGCCCGUCAGAGGGGGCCGUUAGGGCCGUUCUGUCGGAGGAAGAGUGGUCGGCGUGCAGCCGAUACGCACGGCGCGUGAGGGCCCGCUUCAACUAUGAUAGGGGGAAGACGGCAGUCCUGCCCCUUCUGGACGCCCCCCCGCCCUUGCUAGCUGGAGCCCCUGUGGUGCGCGCGAAAGGGCUUCUAGGAGUUCUAGUGGACUCGGGCCUCACGUUUCUGCCGUUGCUGCACAGUACGCUCGCGAGGGGCAGGUCGCUGUUUGACGAACUUUUGCAGACGGCGGAGUGCGGGGGCUUCUCCAUCCCAGUUGCCGCAGCUCAAGUCCCUCCCCGCAUUGAGUCGGUAAUCCUAUACGCUUCCCCGUUGUUGGCCCUAGCCGAGGGGGCUGAAGCGGCCCUCAACCGCUUACAGGUAGAGUGGGGCCGCAAGCUGCUGGGCUGCAAUGAUGGCCCGCCCGUGCGUCACAGCGUGGUCGUGGCCCAAUGCGGGUGGCCUUUGAGGCUGGGCACGAAGUUUCUUGAGCGUGCCUUGCUAGCGCGAGCCAGGCUCGCAGUCCUCCCGCUCGACCACCCGGCGUCCCGAGCCUGGCAGGCAUCCCGGUGCCUGCACGCCCCCUCUUGGGUUACUGCGGUAGCUGCGCUCGCUGGCCGCCUUCCGUCGCCGCCAGUGCAACUGGACCGACACCCGGCAUGCGCUGGGGAGCAGUUGGAGGCUGCGCGCGCCCAUCCAGCGAGGCGCAGGGCCCUCCUGGAGUGGUACCGCUGGCAGGUCGUGCGCCCAGCGCUGUUGGAGUAUGACCGGCAAGCAUUCAGGAAGGCAGCGUCAUGUGUUCUCCCGGCGUUGCGCCGUUCCUUCGCUGAGCUUUGCCCGGGCCCGUCCCUCCCUGACUGGAAUCUUCUGGGCUGGGAGUCGUCUCCAAACUUUUGGAAGCAUUACCGGUUGUGGGCCGUCAUACGCAUGACGGGCUGCUGGCCCCUUGCCGUGCUUGGCCAGGGUGGGCUGCCAGCCACGCUCUCGCGGUGCGGGGCAUGCGGAGCGUCGAAUGUAGCAGUCGACCAUCCCCUGGUAGCGUGUCAGGCCACGGUUCAGCACCGUGCCCUCCUUGCGCGCGACGGCCCGCCCAUGCAGGGCGCCGCCCCGGAGUUCGCCUUACAAGUCCUUUUUUCCGAGGGUCUCCCGUCGCGUGCGCGUGCUGCGCACGUCAGUUACGUGGGCGCUGCAGUUUUGCAGGCGCUUGUUGGCCCUGCCCGGUUGUCCGUCCGCCGCGUGGGCUGCGAGGGGAGGGGGAACACGGGCGCGUGCCUCAUGUGA